AUGGGAUCGGAAUCGUCCCGCGUUGAAACCAGGUGGUGGGAAGUAAAAGCCCAGCAAAAGUUAAGGACCACUACGAGCAUCGGUAAGGUGGAAGUGUUAUGCUCGCUCGUUCCCGGAGUGCACCAAGCAACUAUGAUCAGGUACUUAAAGGAGCGUCCUGACCUUGACACGCUCUUCGCCCUCCAUUGCGGGCGCCAGAGCCCCUCCACGAAGCAGCAUGCAGACCCCUCAAGCCUGACGGUCGAGAUGAAGGCCAGCGAGCUCUGGCAUGCGAUCCGAACGCCACUAGGGUACAGCAGGUCCCCAUGGGACUGGAACUGGCAGCCGCCGCUCACAGGAGCUCCUUCCGAAAUCGCGACCGAAUUCCAUGUGGCCGUUUGUCGCGCGAUCUUCCGGGUCCCCUUCUUCGACUUCGUAAAGUGUGCGCUUGGUUAUAGCACCGAAGAACGCUUCGUCGGGAGUCUACUGAAUGCUGUAUGCGACGUGCGCGACGGCCUUCGCAGAGCAUUUCGGGACCGCCCCGGAACACAGGACCUCUAUAAUAAAGUCGAGGAGGUAUUGAAACAGCGACACCACCCACUAGCGUAUUGGAUCGUUGCUAGUAGCCUGUUCCACACGACGUACGCCCCAUUCGACACCUUGGCCGCGGGCCCAAUCCAGACAAUAUUCGCAACGCGUAACCUUGACCUUGUACUCAAACGGCUUGCGGCUAUUAAUCGACGAUUUGUGCACGUUAACCAGAGGUACGAUUGGCAGAUGUGGUCAACUGACCUCGACUUUUGGGAGUACGUCGAUCAGGCACUGUGGUCAGGAAAGCUCAAUGCUCCGUUCAUACUUCCUCAACUGUCAAUGGAGGAUCGGGAAAAGAGACUGCGCUUUCUGGAGGGAUUCGAGACGGUAACUGAAGACAAGGCGCACAAUGCUUGGAGCAAAGUAAGGUCCGCUAUAAAGAGACUGGCGGCGGGACUCCGGUAG
Molecule: messenger RNA, 975 nt
Organism: Venustampulla echinocandica
Lineage: Eukaryota; Fungi; Ascomycota; Leotiomycetes; Helotiales; Pleuroascaceae
Exons: 2
Coding region: 1-975 (324 amino acids)
Source: RefSeq, a predicted model, not a curated record